Molecule: messenger RNA, 303 nt
Organism: Clunio marinus
Lineage: Eukaryota; Metazoa; Arthropoda; Insecta; Diptera; Chironomidae
Source: the annotation of a GenBank genome assembly
AUGAUAAGAAAACUUCGACAAUUAGUGUCGAAAGAUCAUAGUUUAAGGCCCCGCGACAUUGUUGAAGUUUCUCAGAUUAAAGAUAACAUAAAACCUGAAACGCCACAAGAAGACGAAAUAUACUUUGAACUAGAAGACAACGAAGAAUAUGAACUUGAAUCACUACAAGAAGCAAAUGAAAUGACAAAAUCAGAAGAAGAAUUACACGAGGAUAGUGUAAGUUAUUCUUAUGAAAACUACGAUGAAUGCGAGAAUACGCCACAAGAAACUUUUGUGACAGAACUAGAAGAGCAAGAAGGUUGA